Molecule: messenger RNA, 1455 nt
Organism: Pyrenophora tritici-repentis Pt-1C-BFP
Lineage: Eukaryota; Fungi; Ascomycota; Dothideomycetes; Pleosporales; Pleosporaceae
Source: RefSeq, a predicted model, not a curated record
AUGGCGCAGACACAGGCAGAACCCAUAAUGGCACAGGCACAGACGGAAUCCAUCAUCGCCGCCCUUCACGACUUCAUUCAGCAAGAGCGCAAGCGCAACUUCCAUUUCCUAGACCGUCAUAGUCACCUCUACAUGCAACAAGAAGAACUCCUUAUAGUCACUCAGGUCAACGCAGAUGAUGUGGAAGACUUGCACUCGAUACGCGCCGCUGAGAUGGCUGGCAUGAAGGACAAGUUGUUCAAAUUGUUCGAACCGCUACGAGGCAACGAAUCUGAGCGCGUCGUCGCUGUUCUAAUCCGUCCUGGCGACGCCGUCGUUGUCGAAAACAUAGUCAUUGUUCAGUUUGGUCUGACAAACAAUCACGUACGACAAGAGAGGGCAGUUGAUUGGCUCAGAUUUACCUACUGCGGCGAUGAUGACAAUGGUACAUGGGCUAUGCCGUCUUCUGAGGAGCAGUACGGCGAGCAGUAUCUGUGGUGGAAUAGUACCGGUCAGACGUUUCGGUUCCUUGAUCUCCCUGCAGAGUUGCGUGCGAAUAUCUGUCUUCAAAGCCUGGGGCCCGUCGUGGUACCCGAUCGAAUCGCGGCCAGAUGGCAUUACAAGGACAGACUCACCCUGGGCAGUGGUCUGAGUAUCGGCGACAGCAACCGCUUUGGUAUCACCCGCGACCCAGAUAUCGAAAGCCCAAACCUCUCCAUCUUGCGUGUUAACAAGCAGAUCCACCAAGAAGCCAGGGAGGUCGCCAUGCGCGAUACAACAAAGCGCUUCAGCUUCCUCCGCGGCCUCCGCACCGGCCCCCACACAUCCGUCAACCGCAUCUUCAGGGCAGCCGUAAACUUCCCCCCAGACCCAAAGUUUCUGCGAAAAGUCCAACUGGAAAUGACUGCCGCGCAAUACUUUGCCUUCAUUGGUUACGUGCCCAAGAAAGAGGACCCUUUCGCCCGCACUCGAACUACUUUCGUAUCCUUCUCCGCUCUCCAAAAUUUCAGGAACCUCGCCACUCUGGACUUCCGCUUCAUCUCGCCCAAACACCCCAGCGCAAAAUGCCCUUUUGUAGUCAUCUACGAUAGAAUGUUCCCCCUCGAACACUCCUGCCAGAAGAAAUGGAUCGACCUCUUCUUCACCCUGGCCUUCGACACACUUCGUACACUCAUCACCAGCAGGCCCAUCACGGUCACCACAUCGGGUUGUAUCAAGACAUCCUCAAAGGUCUACUGGGAACACGUAUUCAACGACAAGAACGAGGACCACACUGCCGAGAUUCAGGGUAUGGAGGAGCGGGCGCGUAGGAACAAGAACAACAACGACGAGCCAUUGGAAUGCGAGUGUUCUUAUCCUUGCGCGGGUGAUUUGGAGCCGGGUGUGAAGUUAUUCGAGUGUGAGGACUGGGUAUAUAAGCGGAUUGAGGGCUUGCAUGAGAUGAGGGAAGGGGUUUACUGGGGGUUUGAUGAUUAA